AUGGGUCUUCGAGCCGUCUUACUGGCCACUCUGUUGGUCACAGCAGUCUACGGACAAUGUCCCGCGCUGUCCGGAGCAUGCAGAUGUGCUCCGUCCGUCUACGAGCCAGUGGCCAUCAUCUGUCAGAAUGCGGGCAGUCUGUCGAACGCGAUUCAAGCCAUCCAAGCCGCCAGAGACGUCCCCGUAAGUUCUUCGUUCUUCGUGCUCUUCUCAUUCCAAUCGCUCUCUUCAGAUCGACUCUCUGACCAUCCUCGACACGGCCAUUCCGAGUAUUCCUGCCAACGCCUUCCAAUCCUUCACCAUUCUUCGUCUCGUUCUCAACCGAAACACACUCCAGUCCAUCGACGAUCAGGCUUUCAACGGCCCGCUUCUCGACUCGCUCAUCGAGCUCGACCUCAAUGACAACAACCUCGGACAGAUCCCGCAGACUGGAAUCCCGCGCCUCCGCAACCUUCGCAAACUCUAUCUCAACCGCAAUCGCAUCAAUCAACUCUCCUCGACCGCGUUCAAUGCGUUCGAGUCGAAAGAUUUGCUGCUGAAACUGGAGCUGGCCGGAAAUAGACUGACGGACGCCACUCUCGGAGACGCCACCGUCUUCCGUCCGUUGACUCUUCUUCAGGUACCCUUUUCCAUUUUCAGUUCUGUUUUAAAUCGUUUCUCUCUUCAGGAACUUUCGCUCGAAACCAAUUCUCUCACCUCGAUCCCGUCGUCGGCUCUUGUAAACCAGCGCAACACUCUCACCAACUUGAACCUCGGACUCAACAGCAUCAAUGAAGUGCCCGUCGGAGCACUCGAUUUCCCCGUUCUCUCGUCGCUUUCGCUCGAGUUCAACGGCAUCACCGUCAUUCCGCCACAGGCGUUCCAGGGAGUUCCCAACCUUCAGUUCUUGUACAUGACCGGAAAUAAGUUCCCUUCGUGGGCUCCGGAAAUGUUCCGCUAUAUCACUCAGCUGAAGACACUUGGUAUUGGAGAGACGCCGAUCUCGGUCAUCCCGAACAACGCCUUCCAGGUUUGUGAAUGUACAUAACAUUUAAAGUAAGUAUUUGUUUUCAGCACAUUCCAAAUUUGAUUCGUCUGGAAAUGUCGGAAGCUGCCGUCGAUACGAUUGAGAGAGGCGCUUUCCAGAGAACUCCACAAAUCCAGGCUAUCGUUCUGAACAAAAACCGACUUUCCCAGUGAGUCCCUUUGAUUCCCUUUAUAAUUCUAUGAUAUUAUUCAUUUCAGAGUGCGCGCUGACUUUUUCGAGGGUCUCAACGACCUCUACUCGAUCGAUCUGCAAGGAAACCGAAUCGACAACGUGCAGUCGCUCGGAUUCGCGAAUCUUCCGUCAAUCUCCCACUUGGACAUCAGGUACACCAUUUUCAAAGAUUCUUUGCCCUUGAUGGCAGAACAUGAGAGCCGCCAGCCGCAACGUUUUUCGUUUUCCCGGCUCCACACUUAUUAUUGUUUGCGUAUGUAUCGCGCUGGCACAUCCUUCUCCUCUUUGCAUGCCUAAAUCGUCAUUUCAAACAAAUUAGAAAGCGAGUGGAGGGGAAACACCUUUAUGUACUGUGCGGUAGUGAGUCAUGCUCCGGCGCAAAAAAAAAGUGAUUGACUGGUUUUCUCGAGUGUUCCCUAAUGAGUAAUCUUCAGUUACAACCUUCUGCAAACGAUGCCUUCGGACGUUUUCCUCAACUCGUUCCUCCCGCAACCCAAUGACAGAAGGGUCAUCUACGCGUGUGGUAAGUCGGAGGCCAUACCGGCCAGGCCGACGGACUAGACGGAAACAGAAAUAGAAAGAACACAACAAGGGGUUUGCAGGUAAUCCUUGGUACUGUAACAGCGAGUUGGAGUGGUUCCGCACUCUGCUCCGCGACAAUCUCGACAUUGACAUCGAGAAGCCCGGAUGCACGGCGGUUUGCACAUCGUCUCCCAACGGAUGCCCCGUCGAGGGAACUCCAUUGAGGUACGUGCAAAAGUUGGAGGUUUACUACUACUUGUGUACAAGAAGCAUGAGCCAGUUUCGAGCAAACAUCUGCUCGUGUCAAACAAUCUUUUUUCGUUUGCAGUUAGUUAGUUAGUUACUCUUUCAUUUCAGAUCCGUCGAUUUCUGUCAGAACAACGAAGAAGCACAGCCGCUUGUGGGAAGAGCACUCUCAAUGGUCGGAUGGAUCAUUCUUGGUACCGUUGAAUCAUUCAAUUCUUCUAAAUCUCACUAUUUGCAGCCGUUAUCAUGACGAUCUUGCUCAUCUCGAUCUGUCUGUUGGCGAUGGUCCGAUACGGAAUGAGCCAUCAGCGGAAGAAGCAGAAGGACGCCGAGGUGGCCGCCGAAGAGUACCACGCUCAGACGACAGCCAGUAAGAUCACGUUCAGAGAGCUCUAUCCCUAUUCCUAUUCCUAUUUUCAGCGUCAAUCUACAACGCACCCAUCUCAGUCGUAGACCGGCCGUACUCGACGGUACCGCCCGUCAACCUGGACCUUCCGGCGGCGUACACUCUCGACGACCGGCCGACCAAUUACCUUUAUUAG
Caenorhabditis sp. 36 PRJEB53466 is the source of this 2508-nucleotide messenger RNA. The record is from the annotation of a GenBank genome assembly. Lineage: Eukaryota; Metazoa; Nematoda; Chromadorea; Rhabditida; Rhabditidae.